ACACACACACUCACGCUCACUCACUUCCUCUCCAUCAGACCCGUGCAGCAGCAGCAGCAGCCUCAGAGAUGGAGAGCUGCUAGAAGCGCGUCCGCCUCCGCAGCAGCAGCAGCAGCAGCAGCAGCGGCCGCUCUCUCUCCCUCCCUCCUCGCUCCGGUGGAUGCUGGAUGUACCAUGAGGUCUCCGCGGCUCUGGGCAGCUCUGUGCCUCCUCCUCACGGCCUCGUGCCGUGUCCGCGCGGCCGGCCGACAUGGUUGUUUGUUUGAGAAGAAUCUGUGUCCCAGAGAUCAGCUGUGCAACGACGACGGUUUGUUCGGACAGUGCCAGGCUCCUCGCCAGGAGCCCAUCCAGUACCAGGUGUCUGUCCCCGUCCUGCACCGACUGCAGGAGGUCCUCAAAGACCUGAUGGUGCAAGGUAUGACCUGGAAAGACGACGUCACCCAGGCGAUCAUCGCCCGAGAGUUGAGCCGCGUCCCCGCGGUCGGCUCCAAACCUCAUGAGAAGACGCCAAAACAGGUGUCCAGACUGUUGGGUCCCGGUCAGCGGAGGGUUCAGGGGCCCAAGGAUCCAGAUGACCCCGAGAGGAUGCAGCAGUACGUGGACUACAUGAUCCUGGACCCGUCCCGGUCCUCCGUCCACAUGCAGACGCCCUUGCUGGACCCUUACACCUACAACCAGCAACAGUACGGCUACCAGGACGAGGAGGAGCGCUCGCUCAACUCUCUGGACGAUGACCCGGCCUUCCCGCUGCUCGCCGCCCCCGCUCGAUCCAGAUCUCGAGGAAACCCGUUGGACAGAGACAGACAGCUCCUCCAGGACCUGCUGUCCUUUUACCUCACCUCCCCUUCCUCCCCUUCCUCCUCUUCCUCCUCCUCCUCCUCCUCCUCCUCCUCCUCCUCUUCCUCCCCUGUGCAGUCCUUGUCCCGCCACCGAGGGGCGGUAGCAGCAGCCGCAGGGUUUCCCUCUUCGCUGUCCUCCUCGUCUUCCUCUUUCUUCCCGGAGCUGGACUUCCCGCUGGACUACGGCGAGGACUACAUUUCCCAGGUGGCUCAGCUCAGCAAGCAGCAGCAGCAGCAGGAGCAGCAGGAGCAGGAGCAGCAGGAGCAGGAGAAGGCGGGGAAGAAGACGCAGGAAGAGGAUGACGCGCUGUCUGGACUGGAUGAGCGGUCCCUGCAGAGACUGGCUCUGCUGCUGGACCACUACGGCCUGGACCUGAAGGACCUGUCCCCCGAGCAGAAAGACGACCUGCCGGCCGCCGUCAAGCAGCUGCAGCUGGACGGCUCCUACGCCCACAGACCGACCAAAGAGGAAUUUGGGAAGAAUUCGACCCCGGGAAAGAAGAUGGUGUGGGAGAACGGCUGCACCGUGAUCGUGAUGAUGACGGCGCUGGUGGAGGACGGAGAGAAGCAGUGCGACCGCUACUGGCCCGACGAGGGGUCGUCCCUCUACCACAUCUACGAGGUGAACCUGGUGUCGGAGCACAUCUGGUGCAACGACUUCCUGGUGCGGAGCUUCUACCUGAAGAACGUGCAGACCCAGGAGACCAGGACCCUCACCCAGUUCCACUUCCUGAGCUGGCCGGCGCAGGGCAUCCCCACCUCCACCCGCCCGCUGCUGGACUUCCGCAGGAAGGUGAAUAAGUGUUACCGAGGACGCUCCUGUCCCAUCAUCGUGCACUGCAGUGACGGUACUGGCCGCUCUGGGACUUACAUCCUGAUCGACAUGGUCCUCAAUCGAAUGGCUAAAGGUGUGUGUCGUCUCCAGGACCAGUUUGAGUUCGCCCUGACAGCCGUUGCCGAGGAGGUCAACGCCAUCCUCAAAGCUCUGCCCCAGUGAAAGCAGCCCCCCCCCCCCCCCCACCCGCCUGACCUUUCUCUCUAUGAUGAUGAUGAUGAUGAUGAAGAUGAAGAAUGACGCUGUGCUUCUCUAUUGGCCUGCCAGGUGAUUUCUUGAAAGGUGAUGUCAAAAAAAAU
Messenger RNA from Etheostoma cragini (Arkansas darter), 1973 nucleotides. RefSeq names its product receptor-type tyrosine-protein phosphatase-like N. NCBI's taxonomy places the organism in Eukaryota, Metazoa, Chordata, Actinopteri, Perciformes, Percidae. Gene Ontology annotation, biological process: protein dephosphorylation. The record is from RefSeq and is a predicted model, not a curated record. The coding region runs from base 175 to 1836 and encodes 553 amino acids. Gene Ontology annotation, molecular function: protein tyrosine phosphatase activity. Gene Ontology annotation, cellular component: secretory granule. The transcript has 14 exons.